UGCUGCUUCCUUCCUUACGCUUCUCUGCAGGCUCCUCCCUCGUAAGCACACUGUUCCUGUUUGGGUUCGUUUCUUUAUGGCAGAUAGAGAGCUCUGUGCCUGCAUCUUGGUGCUGCAGAGUAGCAGAGCAUGAGAGAGCCAGAGUUGUGCUGUGUGCUUUAGGCGGGCAGAAAGGAAGCCCACGGACCCUACUCCACAAUCAUCAUGAAUUUUGAUGGCUUAGACCCUGCUUUGGCAGAGUAUGCCCCAAGCCUGCAUCCUCCUUUGGACCCAGUCCUUGAUGCCCACUUGAACCCCAGCCUUUUGCAGACAGUGGAACUGGAUCAUGAAGCACUGGAAGGGCUCCCUGUAGCGGAUCCUGUGAGCAUGAUGGAAGGAAUGUACUCUGAGCUGCAGACAGCGGUGUCUGAGGUUGGAGUACCAGUUUCUGCUGUACACUUUGAUCUUCAUGAAGAGAUGUUAUGGGUUGGAAAUCAUGGGGGCCAUGCCACUUCCUUCUUUGGGCAUGACCUUGAACGGUAUUCCUCUUUCCAAGUACACGGCAGUAAUGACAUCCGUCAGAUCCAGAGUCUGGAGAAUGGGGUGAUGUUCCUCACGAAAAAUAAUCUGAAAUGCAUGACCCGUGGGGGGCUUAUAAUCUUUGACUAUCUGAUGGAUGAAAACAUCGACAAUCACAGUCUCCUGCUUACAGACAACAGCACUUUGCUUUUGGGAGGAAUGCAGAACCAUAUUAUUCAGAUGGACCUAAAUACAGUACAAGAGACGCAAAAGUACACAGUUGAGAUCCCUGGGAUCACCAUCAUGCGGCAGUCCAAUCGUUUCUUUUUCUGUGGGCACACAUCAGGAAAGUUAUCUCUUCGAGAUCUGCGUACAUUUAAAACUGAGCAUGAAUUUGAUGCCUACUCAGGCAGCCUGUCUGAUUUUGACAUUCAUGGAAACCUUGUAGUGACAUGUGGCUUCUCUAGUCGCAUGAAUGUCCUAGCCUGUGACCGUUUCCUGAAAGUGUAUGACCUGCGUAUGAUGCGAGCCAUCACACCCCUACAAGUUCACGUGGAUCCUCUUUUCCUGCGUUUCAUCCCAACCUAUACUUCACGCCUAGCUAUCAUCUCUCAGCGCGGUCAGUGCCAGUUCUGCGAACCCACUGGCCUUGCAAGCCCUGCAGACAUAUUCCAUGUUAGCACUGUGAGCCAAGCUAUUAUGUCCUUUGAUGUGUCAUCUAGCAAGCAAGUUCUGGCUUUUGGGGACUCUGGUGGCUGCACCCACCUUUGGGCAGACACUCCUGAUGCAACGUUUAACACCUACUCUCGUGACACAGAAUUUGCACUGCCGUGCAUGGUGGACAACUUGCCGCACCUGGAUUGGAUUCAGGAUCUUAUGCCGCUCUCACUUAUUCCUAUGCCUCUGACCAAUGAGACAAUCUUGUCAGAUUGGCCAGCUGUUAACUCCACACCUGCCCCUCGACGGGCUCCUCCGGUGGAUUCUGAGAUACUGCGCAACAUGAAGCAAGUUGGGUUUAUUGGAUAUUCUCCCAACCCUAGGACAAAACUUCGGAACCAGGUACCAUAUCAGCUGGAAAGUGAGUCUGACAUCUUUAACCAAGUUCCAGAAUCACCUAUUGGACGAGAGGAGGAGCCACAUCUCUACAUGGUGGCCAAAAAGUAUCGCAAGGUCACAAUUAAGUAUUCAAAACUAGGACUGGAAGAUUUUGACUUCAAACACUACAACAAAACCUUGUUCGCUGGCUUGGAACCUCAUAUUCCCAACGCCUACUGCAACUGCAUGAUCCAGGUGAUGUAUUUGCUGGAAGCAGUGCGAUGCCUGGUACAGAACCACCUGUGUCAAAAAGAGUUUUGCUUGAGCUGCGAAUUAGGCUUUUUGUUCCACAUGCUGGAUCUGUCACGGGGAGACCCUUGCCAGGCUAGUAAUUUUUUGCGAGCCUUCCGAACGAUUCCAGAAGCAGCAGCACUAGGGCUUAUUCUGGCUGACUCAGAUGAAGCGACAGGAAAGAUUAAUCUAGGCCGUCUAAUCCAGAGCUGGUGCCGCUUCCUUUUGACGCAGCUUCACCAAGAAACACAGGAGCUGGAAGGACCCCAAGCUUACCGAGGCGUUGGGAGCAGCAGCUCUUUCGCUUCCUCAGGGGGCUCUGUGAUUGGACAGCUGUUUGGGUGCGAAGUAGAAAACUGCAGCAUGUGCCGCUGUGGCAAAGAAACUGUGCGUGUCUCUACAACCCUGCUCUUUACUCUAUCCUACCCAGAGACAAACAGUAAUGAUAAAGCCCCACAGGACUUUGAGUUUGUAGAGGUGCUAAGGAGAAGUAUCUGUCUGGAGCAGAGCACGCAGGCUUGGUGUGAGAACUGUGAGAAGUACCAGCCCACAGUUCAGACCCGGAAUAUACGCUGCUUACCAGAUGUGCUUGUCAUAAACUGUGAGGUGAACAGCACUAAGGAGGCAGAUUUUUGGCGCGCUCAGGCAGAGCAUGCAUUUAAAAAAGCUCUUCGAAAAGCUGAUCUGAAUUUCCCCAGUGCUAACACUAAUGAGAAAAACAUUGGAGACUGGGAUGAUCUCAAUAAUACAGGAGUGCCACCACCAACCUUUAUCCCUUCAGUAGAAGAGCUUCGCAAUGUCUGGGUGCCUUGUUCUCUCAAAAUGAAGCUUUCCAAGACCAAAGGGUUGGAGGUUCUGAACUGCAUGGAGAAUGAGGAGCUGCUACAGUCAGAUGACGACAAAGAUGAGUCCACAAAUGUGUAUGAUCUCAUGGCCACUGUAGUUCAUAUCUUGGACCCACGUACUGGUGGCAGCUUGGUGGCUCAUAUAAAAGUGGGUGAGACAUACCAUCAGAGGAAAGAGGGAGUCACACACCAGCAAUGGUACCUUUUCAAUGAUUUUCUUAUAGAGCCUGUGGAUAAGUGUGAGGCUGUGCAGUUUGACAUGACAUGGAAAGUCCCCGCAAUUCUAUUUUACACGAAAAGAAACCUGUAUUCAAAGUACAAUUUAACAAUUAAAAACCCAAUAGAAGCCAGUGUUUUGUUAGCUGAAGCUUCUUUGGCAAGGAAACAGCGAAAAUGCCAUGCCACCUUCAUUCCAUUGCAACUGAAUGAAAUGCCACAGUCAGGAGAGCUCGUGGGACUUGAUGCAGAGUUUGUUACUCUCAAUCAGGAGGAGGCUGAACUUCGAAGUGAUGGUACAAAAUCUACAAUCAAACCCAGUCAGAUGUCAGUGGCUCGCAUCACCUGUGUCAGAGGACAAGGGCCUCAUGAGGGUGUGCCUUUCAUAGAUGACUAUAUCUCGACCCAGGAACAGGUGGUGGACUACCUUACCCAGUACUCUGGGAUCAAGCCUGGAGACCUUGAUGCAAAGAUCUCAUCCAAGCAUCUGACGACGCUCAAAUCUACGUAUCUCAAACUUCGUUUCCUUAUUGAUGUAGGAGUGAAAUUUGUGGGUCAUGGGCUGCAGAAGGAUUUUCGGGUGAUUAACCUGAUGGUUCCAAAGGACCAAGUGAUUGACACUGUUCAUUUGUUUCACAUGCCUCGAAAAAGAAUGAUUUCUCUCCGGUAUCUGGCCUGGUAUUUUCUAGACCUUAAGAUACAAGGGGAGACUCAUGACAGUAUUGAGGAUGCGAGGACAGCUCUGCAGCUAUAUCGCAAGUACUUAGAACUGAGCCGUAAUGGGACAGAACCAGAGAACUUCCGCAAAGUGUUAAAAGGGCUGUACGAGAAGGGCCGUAAGAUGGACUGGAAGGUUCCAGAACCAGAGGGUCAAAGCAGCCCAAAAAAUGCACCAGUGUAUUCUGCUAUGGUGGGACUUUAGGGUGCUUUUUAAUUUCUCUUAGUGACUUCCUGUUAAAGUGGCACUUACAUUCCAUUAGUAUUUCUAUUAAUGGGGUUUUAUUUGUUAUGAAUUGUGAACCCACACGUCUAAAGCCGUUCUGUGAACGCACUACAUCAAAUUUUUAAUAAAAAGAAAAUAAAGUCUG
Messenger RNA from Xenopus tropicalis (tropical clawed frog), 3973 nucleotides. RefSeq names its product poly(A) specific ribonuclease subunit PAN2 (gene pan2). Gene Ontology annotation, cellular component: nucleus; P-body; cytoplasm. The coding region runs from base 205 to 3807 and encodes 1200 amino acids. NCBI's taxonomy places the organism in Eukaryota, Metazoa, Chordata, Amphibia, Anura, Pipidae. The transcript is spliced from 26 exons. The record is from RefSeq and is a predicted model, not a curated record. Gene Ontology annotation, biological process: nuclear-transcribed mRNA catabolic process, deadenylation-dependent decay; nuclear-transcribed mRNA poly(A) tail shortening; positive regulation of cytoplasmic mRNA processing body assembly. Gene Ontology annotation, molecular function: poly(A)-specific ribonuclease activity; nucleic acid binding.